AUGAAGCAGAGAAAGAGGAAGAAGGAUAGAUGGACCGAUGUCCUUGUCAAUAUUGAUUUAUGUGUCACAUGGCAGUUUGUAACCACUGGUGACAAUGUUGUCUUCCAAGAGAAUGUCUUUACGAUUGGAAGGUUGGCGUAUAGGCGAUUAUUGCUGGACCCACAAUCUGCAUCCCUUUAUGUGGGUGCAAAUGGACACUUAUUUCGGUUGUGGGCAUAUAAUAUCAAUAUAACUACGUCUACCGAUGGCCUGUAUGCUCACACAGAGCUUCCGGUUUCCCAAUCUGAUGCUGAAGAAUGUCGUCGAGCUGGCCAUGCGGAAUGUUUUAAUGGAGUACGACUCAUGUUCCUGAAGGAAGGUCAUCAGACAUUACUGGUUUGCUCUUCAAAUGCUAUGAAACCUCAGCUACGUGAACUUGAUGCGUUAUCCCUACAGGAACGUUCCUCUCCUGAAAAUGUUAUUGGUGUAUGUUCAGCUCACGUGGAUCUCAAUACAACGGCGGUACUUGUCGAGUGGGGCAACCCGGAAGAUAUACCUGCCAUCUAUUCUGGUAUAAGAACAGGUCUUAUUCUUGACAACAAUCUGAUUUAUCGGCCACCACUGGUCAAAAACAAUAAGGAAGUCUAUUCCUCAAUGAGAACCAUCUAUACAGAUUCGAAGUGGUUAUAUGAACCGGACUUCGUGGCAUCAUUCAACAUUGGCAAGUAUGUCUACUUCUUUUUCCGUGAAGUGGCGAUUGAGCGUGAAAACUGUGAGCGUGUUGUAUUUUCUAGAGUUGCUCGUAUUUGUAAGAAAGAUGUUGGUGGGAAAAACGUGUUGAGACAGGUUUGGACUACAUUCAUUAAGGCUCGUCUGAAUUGCUCAACUUCUUCAAAGCUCUCCAUUUAUUUCAAUGAAUUGCAAUCACUGCAAAGCAUAGAUGGUAGAUCUGACACUUUGUUCUACGCUACUUUUAUAACACCUGAAAUCUCUUUUGGUGGUAGCGCCGUUUGCGUCUUCUCAUUAAACAGUAUUGACCAGUUAUUCGAUCAUGGAUAUUUUUUGGAACAAACCUCACUUGAUGGUAGUUGGAUCACUACAUCACCCAAAAAUGUUCCUGAACAUCGUCCUGGAGCAUGCACAGCCAAUUCAGCAUCUGUCCCGGAUAGUACUUUACAUUUUGCACGAUCUCACUUGUUGAUGGCAGAUGCUAUAUCAGCUGAUCAACCACUGCUAGUGUUGCGUGAUGAACUGCUAACACACAUUGCUAUUGAUUCAAUGGAUGAUGUCAACGUUAUUUUUGUUUAUUCGCAUAGUUCUCAAAGGCUACAUAAGAUAGCGCAUUGGUUUGAAGAUAAGCAUUCAACAUUGUUAGCUACGUAUAAUUUGAAAAGAACUGGAACUGUUUUUGCCAUGACACUAUUGCCAGGCGAAUUUGUCUAUGUAUCGGGUGAGGAUAGUGUCGACCAGUACUUCCUGGCCCAGUGCUCACUUCAUGUUAUUUGUAAGCAUUGUGCUGUUGACCCAUACUGUUCAUGGAAUACUGCUCGUGGAUUAUGUUAUAAACGUGAACGAGCUCAUUUCUCAGCGUCUGGGUGGGUCAGUUCCAAUUCUAAAGACACUGGCAAAUGUCUAGGGCAUGUAAAACGGAUAACGAUUAAUGCCUAUGUUGGUGACACAUUGCAUCUCAUUUGUAUGAAGCAAUCAACAUGGAUUUUCAAUACUGAUCCAGUUUUGCCAUCUGAAAAGAGGCAGUUAACAAUGGAAGGAGGACUGGUUGUUUUCAAUGUUUCUGGAAUAGAUAGUGGUACCUAUGAAUGCAGUAUAGACAAAGAAGCUGUUAUGAUAUACGAAAUUACAGUCGAUGAUGCUGAAUGCGCACAACCGACUAGUGUAGCUCAGUUUAAAUCAAAAUAUCGAGAAUGGUGUCAGAAAUUUGCGAAAUACAAACACUCUGCUGAAAAAUGGCAACUUUGGUAUGACAGAAAUGUAAGGAUUUUUUAG
Brugia pahangi is the source of this 1983-nucleotide messenger RNA. NCBI's taxonomy places the organism in Eukaryota, Metazoa, Nematoda, Chromadorea, Rhabditida, Onchocercidae. The record is from the annotation of a GenBank genome assembly.